AUGGCUUCUUCAUCGAAACCCGAAAGGACAUACCAUGUGUUCUUAAGCUUCAGAGGUGAGGACGUCCGGAACAACUUCCUCGGUCAUCUAUACGGGGCUCUUGACCAGAAAGGAAUCUACACUUAUGUGGAUAGCGAGGAGCUUAGGAAAGGAGAGCAGAUAGCGCCGGGGCUUAUGAAGGCGAUCGAGGAAUCGCAUAUCACGAUCAUCAUUUUCUCCGAUGAUUAUGCUUCCUCAUGGUGGUGUUUAGAAGAGGCGGCGAAAAUCAUGGACUGUAAGGAAGAAAGAGAUCUCAUGGUCUUUCCCUUAUUUUACAAAGUGGAUCCAAGAGAGGUGAGGACACCGAGAGAGAGAUACAGAAAAGCAAUGGUUAAGCAUGAGUCCAAGUUCGGGAAGGAUUCAGAGAAAGUGAAGAGAUGGGAGAAAGCUCUUUCCGAUGCUGGUAGCUUGUCCGGGUGUCAUUUGACAUUCGGGUAA
Rhodamnia argentea is the source of this 477-nucleotide messenger RNA. Its product is annotated as TMV resistance protein N-like. Lineage: Eukaryota; Viridiplantae; Streptophyta; Magnoliopsida; Myrtales; Myrtaceae. The transcript has a single exon. Bases 1 to 477 code for a protein of 158 amino acids. The record is from RefSeq and is a predicted model, not a curated record. Gene Ontology annotation, biological process: signal transduction.